This is a messenger RNA of Colletotrichum abscissum, 498 nucleotides long. RefSeq names its product HVA22 family TB2/DP1 protein. Lineage: Eukaryota; Fungi; Ascomycota; Sordariomycetes; Glomerellales; Glomerellaceae. The transcript is spliced from 5 exons. Bases 1 to 498 code for a protein of 165 amino acids. The record is from RefSeq and is a predicted model, not a curated record.
AUGUCUGCCCAGGAUCGCGUCCAGAACUACAUCGGCCAGCUCGACCGUGAGCUGUCCAAGUACCCCGCCUUGAACAACAUCGAGAAGUCGACCAACGUUCCCAAGGCCUACGCCGUCAUCGGCAUUGCUUCCCUCUACUUCUUCCUUAUCAUCUUCAACUUGGGUGGUCAACUCUUGACCAACUUCGCCGGCUUCGUCAUUCCCGGCUACUACUCCCUCAACGCCCUGUUCACCGCCAGCAAGCAGGACGACACCCAGUGGUUGACAUACUGGGUUGUCUUUGCCUUCUUCACCGUUGCUGAGAGCCUGGUGAACGUUGUUUACUGGUUCCCCUUCUACUUCACCUUCAAGUUUGUUUUCCUGCUGUGGCUCGCUCUGCCCACCUUCCGUGGUGCUGAGAUUAUCUUCAACUCCUUCCUCUCCCCCAUGCUCGCCAAGCACUUCGCCGGUGCCUCCACCGCUUCCGGCCUCCGUGCUCAGGCUGGCAAGGCCGAGUAA